AUGGUACUUGCUUUACGGAAACAAACUUCGCCAAUUUUCCUAUCAGCAGUAUUCCUGCUAUGCUUUCCUAUCUGCAAUCAUGCAACACUCUUAACACAUAUUAUUCAUGGCAGAUUAUUUGACAUUGAUCCAUCUUCACUAUUUGCAAGAGAAUUGAAACUGAUCCAUUUAAAGAAACAACGAAGCAACAAUUUACGGAACUGUUUUUUUUCACCAGUUCAAUGCCUUCUACCAUUCGAUGAUGGUCGUUCAGUGGAAAGUGAAGCCAAAAGACGCAGUUAA
Molecule: messenger RNA, 282 nt
Organism: Brugia malayi
Lineage: Eukaryota; Metazoa; Nematoda; Chromadorea; Rhabditida; Onchocercidae
Exons: 2
Coding region: 1-282 (93 amino acids)
Source: RefSeq, a predicted model, not a curated record